GUCAAUCGAGAGUUUAUUGAAGAAAUCUGAAUUGUGAAGAAUUAAUAAAUAUCAUUUAUUUAACCUAAACCGUAAAACUGCUAACAAGGAUAUUGAAAUUCUUAUUAAAUAAUUAAUAUAAUGUCGGCACUCCGGGCAAGAUUAGGAAUUCCUAUAGCGCGACGUUUACUAAAUCAAACUUCCAAAGCGUCUAGGAACCGGACAACUAUCAAAUCAUCAGCUGUUGAAUCAAAUUACAGACCGUUAGUAUUAGUGACCAGAUAUAGUACUGCCUCCGAUGAACAGCCAUCGGAAUCUAAAGGCAACCGGGAGAGGAAAGAGUUUCAAGCUGAAACUCGAAUGCUUUUAGAUAUUGUGGCCAGAUCACUCUAUUCAGAUAAAGAAGUAUUUAUAAGAGAAUUAAUUUCAAACGCAAGUGACGCUCUAGAAAAAUUCCGCUAUCUUACUGUGAGCUCUGUAGAAGAGUCUACUAAACUUGAUAAUGUGGACCGUGCUCUGGAAAUAAGGCUCACCACAGACAAACAAAACAGAACCUUAAUUUUUGAAGACUCUGGAAUAGGCAUGACAAAAGAGGAAUUAACUGAGAAUUUAGGCACUAUUGCGCGGUCUGGGUCUAAGUCAUUUAUAGAAGAGAUUAAGCAAAGAGGUGCUGAACAAGCGAAUACCAUUAUUGGUCAAUUUGGUGUCGGCUUCUAUUCUGCAUUUAUGGUGGCUGAUAAACUUGAGGUUUACACCAGAAGUUCAAAGAGUGGCUCUCCAGGAUACAAGUGGAGCUCUGAUGGGUCUGGGACAUACGAAAUUGAGGAAGUGGCUGAUGUACCAAUUGGAACCAAAAUUGUUGUGCACUUAAAAACUGACUGCAGGGAAUUUUCCGAUGAAGACACUGUCAGAAAUAUUAUAAAGAAAUACAGCAAUUUUAUUGGCAGUCCAAUAUUCUUAAACAAUGAGCAAGUUAACUCUAUUAAGCCUCUAUGGUUGAUGGAACCCAAGGAAGUUACCCACGAGCAGCAUGUGGAGUUUUAUAGAUUCAUCGGCAAUUCAUAUGAUAAGCCAAGAUUCACAUUACACUAUAAAGCUGAUGCACCGUUGAGCAUAAGGUCAAUACUGUAUGUGCCCGAAGGAAAGCCAGGCCUCUUCGAGAUGUCCAGGGACUCUGAUGUGGGCGUGGCCUUAUAUUGUAGAAAGAUUCUCAUCAAGAGCAAGGCUGAAAAUAUUUUGCCGAAGUGGUUAAGAUUUGUUAAAGGUGUUGUUGAUUCUGAAGACAUUCCAUUAAAUAUAAGCAGAGAAAUACUGCAGAACAGCGCUCUGAUCUCAAAGCUCCGCCACGUUCUUACAAAUCGUUUUCUGAAGUUUAUGAUUGAUAAUGCUAAAAAAGAUCCAGUCAGUUACGAUGCGUUUUACAAGGAUUACUCAUUGUUCUUCAAGGAGGGAAUUGUUACCAGCCAGAGUCCACUUGAGAAGGAAGAAAUUGGCAAGCUGUUAAGGUUCGAGUCAUCAAAACUUGAAAGUGGUGUGAAGACAUCAUUAGCUGACUAUAUUGCACGUCAAGGCAAUAAUCAACAGGAAAUAUACUAUUUGGCUGCCCCGAGCCGCGAACUAGCUCAGAUAUCGCCAUACUACGAAUCUCUGAAGAAGCGCGAUGUGGAAGUGUUGUUUUGCUACGAGAUGUACGACGAACUCGUGCUGUUAGAGCUGAAGCAGUUCGGCGGACGAGCCCUGGUCUCUGUCGAGAAUGACAUGCAGAAGGACCCAGCUGACAGUUCGGACACAAUCAUUGGGAGUGAUGACUUGCAACAGGGGCAAGUGGGCGAGUUGAUAUCAUUUCUCAAGACACUCCUCGUCGGAAAGGUAUUCGAAGUGAGAACAACUAACAAGUUGGACUCACACCCGUGUGUUAUUGUGGUCCCGGAGAUGGCAGCCGCGCGACACUUCAUCAGAACACAAGCCCAGGCGCUGAGUGAAGAGAACCGCUUUGCGUUACUUAGACCACAGCUGGAGAUCAAUGCUAAGCAUCCUAUAGUGAAGAAAUUACAUAAGCUUAUAUCAACUGAUAAGGAUCUUGCUAACAUGGUCGCUCAACAAUUGUUCUCGAAUGCCAUGGUCACCGCUGGACUAGUCGUGGAUCCAAGGAAUCUUAUCACAAAUAUUAAUGACCUCUUAAUGAAAGCUUUGGAGAAGCACUAGUUAUGAACUGAUAUUUUAAUAAAUUACUUAAUUGUU
Molecule: messenger RNA, 2220 nt
Organism: Leptidea sinapis
Lineage: Eukaryota; Metazoa; Arthropoda; Insecta; Lepidoptera; Pieridae
Gene: Trap1
Product: heat shock protein 75 kDa, mitochondrial
Exons: 13
Coding region: 121-2184 (687 amino acids)
Biological process (GO): protein folding
Cellular component (GO): mitochondrial inner membrane
Molecular function (GO): ATP binding; ATP-dependent protein folding chaperone; protein kinase binding
Source: RefSeq, a predicted model, not a curated record